CCGCAUUUGGAAUUCAAAGUGGAUGGACGUUGGUGGAAAAUUCGUUGUAAUGUCCUGGAAGUUUUCUAGAAAUUAAAUUUUAAAAAAAUGGGUCUGAAGGAUAAAUCUGUGAGAAGUGUGGUGAAUAGAAUAGCAAAAUGGUUUCUCUUGAUCUACCUGUGCAUAAUCAACGUGCAAAGCAUCAGUGCUCAAAGAUGCACCAUACCUGAUGUCCAGAACGACAAUGUCAUUUCACUGCCAAUGAUAGCAAUUGGGCAGCCAUCAACACUCGCAACGUACAACAUGGAGGACACCGUGAACAUCAUCAAUAUCACCAAUAAUGCAGAUUCAGGAAGAAUCUUCAUUAAUGCGGACUACAAUAGCCAAGUUGGAGCACUGACGCUCUUCACAACUGAAGAUUUCCCGAAUUAUGCCCAAUUUGAGGAGAAAGUCACCAUUAUUGUCACCAUUUCCUUCACCUGUGUCAGCCUCACGAGGGACAUUACAUUCAUACAGCCACUUGAGGUGUCCAAUGAUCACGAUCCCGAAUUUCUGCAACCAAUCUAUGAAUUCAAAAUUCCUCUACCGCUUCCAGCGAAUUUUGAUUUAACUGUCUUCCAGGAAAUAGCAGCUCGUGACAUUGAUAUUGGAGAAAAUGGUGUAACUUUCACGGCUGAAUCGGAUUUUAUAACUGUUGGAACAUCAGAUGAAUCGCGUGAACCCAAAACCUACUACGCAACGAUGAUCACAAAAACUCAGAUCCUCUCCAUCGUUCACAGUAUUGCAUUUGAAAUUACUGCAACGGACAUUGGUGGGCGAAGCUCAACGGUCGCUGUUUACAUUGAAAGCGAUGGCGAGAAUACCUUCAUAAUGCGCCCAAUUUUCGAGAGAGCUCUCUAUACGGGAGUAAUGAAUGAAGACCUGAUCCUAACAAUGAGUUCAUCAGUGAUCCUCGAUACGGAAACCUAUGACGAAGAGGAGGUGGAAUUUAGUCUACAAGGCGAUGAUUCGAGAUUCUUCACAUUCACAAAUAUUCAAAAUGUAAUAAAUAUCCAGCUUCAGGAGCAGAUUGUGGAGGAAGAACUAGAAGACAAGAACUUCCUGCAAUUUAUGGUUGUUGCAACACGACCGGGAGUUGAGGAGGGAGCUACAGCAGUUCUCAUUGAUCUCCUCAAAACAUGUCCAGAAGUCACGAUUCCAACCACGGAAGAACCAACGCCUUGUCCCGAAGUCACCUGCCCUACUUUCCCCACUGAUGGACCAACUGAACCUACUCCUAGCCCUCCUACACAACCUCCACCUGAGCUCUGUCCUGAUCCCGAAGGCCCCGUCUUCCAGGAAGAUUUCUACACAUAUCGCGUCUCUUACGGUCAACUGGGAAAUAUUGGAGCAGUCCGUGCAAGUCAUCCUGAUGAAUCAGCUCUGGAUGUUAUUGAAUACUCCCUCAACUUCAAGGAUGAUUCUUUAGGGGAAAAAAUUUCAAUUGACGGCGCUUCUGGCCAGAUAGGCAUUUUGGAGCAACUUAUACCAGAAGUCUAUGGAUUCGAGGUAUUUGCUUCGAUUCUCGUAGAUGGAGAACGAAAAGUUGGUAGAGCCCUUGUGACUGUUAUUGUUGAAGCUAACGAACUGUGCUCUCCGACUCCUGUUGAAACAAGCCUUAUGGUACGACGUCUAAAGGAGAAUGCAGAACAUGAGAUAAUGAGUACGCAAAUUGAAAAUUGCGAAUUUGAAAUUCUCGGUUUCCAACCAAAUGAUCAAGAGUACUUCUACAUUGAGAAUAAACUCCUGAAAUCGAUCGAAUUCGACAGGGAAGCUGAAAUAUUCGCUGAUAUGUUGAUACCGCAGUUUCAGAUCAGCCUAAAGCUUGAUUGCCCUGAAACACCUGAAAUACGUCGAAAGCGUUCAAUCUCUUGGUUAGCAAGCCAAGCUGUUCCAAGAGAUUUAGACGGACCCAAGGAGUACGUCUACACAAACGAUAUUCCUCACGCUUCUACGGUUACCAUUCUCAAUGUGAUCGUUGACGAUGAAAACGACAAUAAACCAGAGAUCAUCUACCCAACGCCCGAAACUGGUCUUACUUUUGGCUAUCCCGAACCAAGCUUAGCUGAUAAACUCCUUCUUAGCAAUGUUCUUCAGGUCAGAGCAAUUGAUCGUGAUGAAGGGGAGAAUGCCAUUAUCAAGUACGCUCUUCACGAAACAAGCGCACACUUCACGAUUGACAGUGAAACGGGAAUCAUCUACCCGAAGAAGAACGCACUGGCAUCUUCAACGCUAGCCAAUCUGCGGGUUAUAGCAACAGAUCGUGCAGAAGAUGAGGGAACACUUCAAGGAGCCAAUGUUAACAUAGCCAUACACAGACUAAGUUUUGAAAAUAUCGCCGUUGUAACUGUUGAAGAUGUUCCACUAGCUGAUGCUGAUGCAAUCAGACGAAGUAUUUACAAUGUUAGUGACGCCAGGAUCAUUAUUCUCCAUUCUACGAAUAUUCCUGCAGCAAAGGAAUCGUCCUUACUACGACAGAGUUCUGAUACAGUAGAUAUGAAGUUCCUUGUCUACGGGUUUGCAAGUGAAAGGCUACUCAAUACUCCGCAGAUUGAACAGAGACUCAAUGAUGUCGCUGAAAAGUUCGACGCAAGAACUACUCCGCUCGAGGAAGUGAUAAGUGUUAUUGGAGAAGAAGGAGCUGUAACAGGAUAUAUUGUAGGUCUAUCAGUCUUGUCAGCUGUUCUUCUAGCAGUCUUCAUUGCUGCUUUCUGGGGUUGGUGGAAGUGGAUCCGACCUUACGAGUACAAGACGAUGGAGAAUGAAAGUGUUGCAUCUGAUGACAACGGUCUCAAUCCCGACUUUGAUAAACGAGCCGUUCUAGAAGGACACAUCCCGGAACCAAUAAGAUUAUCUGAAACGUACAACGACCCCGAACGACUGUCUCCAUCUGUUCAGCCAACUCUGGAAAAUGGAAGUGUGGAAACGGGUGAGCUGCGUGAUGAACCUAAACCAGAAAGUCCACCGAAGGAAAGGAGAAAAUCCAUUGUGACGUUCAAUGAAGACGUCGAAAGGAUUGAAAUUGUCACGGAGGUUCCAGCAGACACUCAAUCAGAUUCAGAGAAGGAAGUUUAUAAAUUCUAAAAAAAAAAUGUAUUUAAGGCAAUAUAAUUUAAAAGAUAUCAAUAAACCUACUGUCUAAGUUAUCAACAAAA
Lutzomyia longipalpis is the source of this 3173-nucleotide messenger RNA. Its product is annotated as cadherin-related tumor suppressor-like. Gene Ontology annotation, biological process: homophilic cell-cell adhesion. The record is from RefSeq and is a predicted model, not a curated record. Gene Ontology annotation, cellular component: plasma membrane; cell-cell junction. The coding region runs from base 88 to 3102 and encodes 1004 amino acids. The transcript has 6 exons. Gene Ontology annotation, molecular function: calcium ion binding. NCBI's taxonomy places the organism in Eukaryota, Metazoa, Arthropoda, Insecta, Diptera, Psychodidae.